UACCAUUUAAACAUAGAAAAGGAUUGUAUUAUAAAAAACACAAAACUUGUACCAAUUAUCCACGUGUUAGAAAUGUGUACCACUUUCGUCAUGUGAGUGUGUGUGUCCAUUUUCCUCGCACUAAAGCCCAUUAAAUAUCCGAACUCCCCACAACCUCACAAUCUUCAUCAGUCAUCAAAAUCACUUCACUCUGCACAUAGAUUCAAACACACACAUAGAGUCUUUUAAGAUGUAUUCAACGAUUAGGAGCAAGAAAAAGGGUUCAAUAUAUGUGGAUGAUGAUGAUGAAGAAGGGCUGAGAUUAAUCCUCAAAAGGCUUGCAAAUGUAAAUUCAAAUAAUAUUGUUAUCAAGCCCAUUUCGAAACCAUUAACCUGUGGCUGCUAUCUCAAAUCGUGCCAUCUUUGCACCAAGCCCUUGAGUCUUGAUAAAGAAAUUUAUAUGUACAGGGGUAAUUUGGGAUUUUGCAGUGUGGAGUGCAGAGACAGGCAGAUUUAUCUGGACGAGACAAAGGAAUUAGAAAUCGCGACCAAAACUAUAUUGUCAACUUUCCGGCAGAGCAACCGCCGCGAAGGCGGCGGCCGCUGCGAGACCCGCCGGCUCUUGGGAGAUUUUCGGACGCGCGGCCGCCCUUUUCCGGCUCAGAAGAGUCCAAUUAUUUUCUUGUAAAAGUCAGAGGAUGAAUUUUUUUACUUUUAGCUAAAUACCUUUUUUUUUCUCUCUCCUUUCUUUUUGGUCCCUUUCGUUUUGCCUUCAUUUUUUUGAAGGCUCUGCGAGUCUAUUUGUGGCCUAGCAAGUGAUCUAAGAGUGACGGCACGUCUUAACGCGCCUUCUACUUGCUUAGGAUGAAAUGAUGAAUCAUACGUGGCACUAUUCAAUCAUUCAUUUAGAAACCAA
Molecule: messenger RNA, 895 nt
Organism: Striga asiatica
Lineage: Eukaryota; Viridiplantae; Streptophyta; Magnoliopsida; Lamiales; Orobanchaceae
Source: the annotation of a GenBank genome assembly